AUGAUGUUUGAAUGCGCAAGUUGUUACGAUCGGUUCUACGACCAAGAAGACUGCGAUGACCACAUGGACAAUUAUGCCCAUUGGGCCGAAUGCGAGACCUGUGAUCGUCAAUUCCGCUCACAGAGAGCUGCGGACCAGCACAUGAACGCCCUCAACCACUGGCCUCGAUACGAAUGCGAAACAUGUACAAGAGAGUUCGAUUCGGACGCCGCUCGAGACCAGCACAUGCGGGCCCAGAAGCAUUUCGAGCGAUACUGUCCUGAUUGUGAUCGAUACUUCACGAAUGCCAAUUGCCUGCGCAUGCAUCUGAAUUCCAAGAUUCACCGCGGCACGACAGUCCUUUGUCCCUUUUGCAGGUCUGCAUUCGGCACUGCAAGUGGUGCAUGUACUCACCUCGAGUCGGGCGCGUGCCCCCGAGCUCCGAGCCUAAACCGCGAAACCAUCUUCAAGAUUGUCCGAGAGAAUGAUCGCAACGGCAUGAUCACCAACAAACUAAUCGGCUGGAAAGAAGAUGAAGAGCGUGACAAGUGGGAAGUCAAUCCGAAUGCUUACAACGGCAAUAGGUGGGAGUGUUACUACUGCCACCGGGAGUUCAACACUGCGUCGUCACUGAAGUCACAUCUCAAUUCGCCUGUUCAUAAGCAGAAGGUUUACCACUGUCCCAACAAGCGGGGAAGCUGUGACAAGCAGUUUAUCACUUUGGCUGCCUUGUUCUCGCAUCUUGAAAGUGAAUCGUGUGGAUUGACGCGAUUUGAGAACGUUCAGAAAGGGUACCAGGGCAUCGUCACCGGACGAGGUGUCAUCACCUUCUAA
This is a messenger RNA of Penicillium argentinense, 813 nucleotides long. Its product is annotated as putative C2H2 finger domain protein. Gene Ontology annotation, biological process: regulation of transcription by RNA polymerase II. The transcript has 2 exons. Bases 1 to 813 code for a protein of 270 amino acids. Gene Ontology annotation, molecular function: RNA polymerase II transcription regulatory region sequence-specific DNA binding; DNA-binding transcription factor activity, RNA polymerase II-specific. Gene Ontology annotation, cellular component: nucleus. The record is from RefSeq and is a predicted model, not a curated record. Lineage: Eukaryota; Fungi; Ascomycota; Eurotiomycetes; Eurotiales; Aspergillaceae.